AUGAGUCCUUGGGUGUUGUUCCUGCUGUUUCUCACCCACAGUAAGCUUCAGCUUGCUAUUGCUCCUGCCCCUGGCGAUGGCAACAACAAGAUCUGUCUCAUGGGUGUCAAGGGCAAACAACACCUUUCAGAGUGGUGGUAUCUCCUUGCAUUGAAAGACUUUGCGACCAUCGUCCAAAUUUCCAUGAGGGCUGGGAUCAAGGAAUUUUGCUUGGAUUCUGCAUGCUGGCCAACAGCUUCUGCAGGGGAGGAAUCAGUCAACAGUGAAAGGGUGGGCUACAUCCCAGAGCUAAGGGAUUAUGCUCACUAUGAGGCCCAGCGAUCCAAGCUGCUCCACGGAGCACAACGGUCUCUAUGCAUGGGUGGCAUUGAAAAUGGGUGGACUAUACUGGCAUCUCGCACUGGACGAUGCUGGUGA
This is a messenger RNA of Laccaria bicolor S238N-H82, 417 nucleotides long. RefSeq lists its product as uncharacterized. The transcript is spliced from 3 exons. The record is from RefSeq and is a predicted model, not a curated record. Bases 1 to 417 code for a protein of 138 amino acids. Lineage: Eukaryota; Fungi; Basidiomycota; Agaricomycetes; Agaricales; Hydnangiaceae.